UUCCGUAAUGAGCCCCGAAAGCAAAACUAAUUCAAAAUCAUGGAGGAUUUACACAUUACAAAUGCAAUUCCUAAUGACAAUAAGAAAGUUUUCAAUCCUUAUUGUCUUUCUGAGUUGUAUUAAAAACAACAUCAUGGUGGAUCCAGUGUGGCUAGAAAGUUAUUCAGGCCAAGGUUGCGUUAAUCAAUUUCCCAGUGAGACAUGUGAGGCUCUUUAUGUCCAAAGUCCGCAUCUUACGUGCUCAGAUCCUCAAGUUUUGGAAUUCUGCUGCGCCUUCUGUGCAGAUAGAUCCACAGCUAGAUCCACAGGCGGCCGUGUUACAACCAUCCUGCGUGCUGCAGACACUUCAAACCUCGUGCUGACGAACCUUAUUAUGGCUCUCGUUAUGUUUGCGACUUUAUUUUUGCUUGUAACAUGGCGUCCUGUUUUUCGAAGACGUUAGGAUCGUUACAGACACCUCAAACCCCGUGCUGAUAAACCUUGUUAUUAUGGCGAUUGCACAAUUUAUUCUUGUUUGUUACGGGGUAGCUUCGGCUUUAGAUUUUAUAUUUCAAAAAUACAUCAGCUGCAUUAAAACCAUUUCAUCUGUCCUCUGGAAAGGUAUUAUAUUACAAUUUAAAAGCUCUAUAAAAUGAAUGAAAUGCAUGUGAAAAACAAAACCAGAAUAUCUGCUAAGAUGGCGCCUGUACGAAAGCCUUUAAUUUGGUAAUGUAUCCCUCAAUAAACUUCUUAAA
Molecule: messenger RNA, 734 nt
Organism: Dreissena polymorpha
Lineage: Eukaryota; Metazoa; Mollusca; Bivalvia; Myida; Dreissenidae
Exons: 3
Coding region: 8-442 (144 amino acids)
Source: RefSeq, a predicted model, not a curated record